AUGCAAUCAUGGGAGCUUUUAAAGGACAAGCUUCAAGAAAUUGAACCUGAGGCAAACUUGGCUGCAACCAAGAAAAAAAUUGAGCAUAUGCGAUCGGCUUUCAAUAGAGAGCACAAAAAGGUUAAAGAAUCAAAACGAACGGGAGCAGGAGCCAAUGAUGUCCAUGUUCCUAACCUGUGGUACUAUAAUUUGCUGCUGCCUAUUUUUGACAAGAAAGAUGAACAAUCAAGAUGCGGGGUAGACACGCUGUCCAGUGAUGAAGAAUCCAGACCAUCAGAACAUGAGAAGGGCAGAAAAAAGUUAAAUAUCUUGGAAAUUAAAAAAAGGAAAUUAAUAGAUACUGCACAAGAAUUAUUGCAAAGCGAUAAUAGAAAAGAAAAUCAGAAGGAAAUAAACUCAUUUGGCUUGUACGUAGGAGAACAACUAGAUCAGAAUCGAAACAAAAAGAUCUCGAAAUUUCCCUAUUUUUCAGAUGUCAUCAUCACCACAAUAUACCCGACUAUCACCAUCCCCAAAUUACAUUCAGUCAUCAUCAUCUCCAUAUCACAUUCAGGCAUUAACAACACCACAACAAAGCCACCCACCACCAUCCCCAAAUUACAUUCAGUCAUCAUCAUCUCCAUAUCACAUUCAGUCAUUAACAUCACCACAACAAAGCCACCCAUCACCAUCCCAAAUUACAUUCAGUCAUUACCAUCUCCAUAUGAUUGCAUUAACAUCCACACAAAGCCACCAUCACCAUCCCCAAAUUACAUCCAGUCAUCACCAUCUCCAUAUUACAUCCAGCCAUCACCAUCACCAUAUCCCACCCAACCAUCACCACAUCCCACACAACCAUCACCAUCACCACAUCCCACCAAACCAUCAUCAUCACCACAUCCUACAAAACCAUCACCAUCACCACAUCCCACCAAAACAUCACCAUCGCACCCUACCAUACCAUCACAUACGAAUAGAAUAAUAUACGAAGGACCGGCUAGUGCAAUAAGUGAAUUUGUAAUUUUUAAAAAGGAUAAAUAA
Parnassius apollo (apollo) is the source of this 1020-nucleotide messenger RNA. Lineage: Eukaryota; Metazoa; Arthropoda; Insecta; Lepidoptera; Papilionidae. The record is from the annotation of a GenBank genome assembly.